AUGCGCGUGCUCGAGGCGAUGCGGGCGCUGGCCAUCGGACUCCGCAGUCGCGCCCGGGACCGACAGAAGCGAGCGCAGGACGGGGGACAUCUAUCCGAUGCGUCCAACACCCACAACAAGGCUGCAAGCAGCGCGAGAGCGGCCGGCAAGCGACGACCGGACGAAUCUGUGCGCAACGCAGUGGCGUUUCUCGCCCAAGAAGAAGCCGAAAGCGCGCUCGUGUUUGCGCUCGUGCACGACCCCGAGUUCCGUCUCGCCUCGGCGCUGGCUACGGUGCCGUCGGGAGCCGACGUAAAUGUGAUUCGAGCGCUGUUGUUUGUGUUUGAAAAGUACGAGGACCAACUGCGAAAGUUGCUGGGCCUGCUCAUGCUUCGGGAGAUGGUGCACACACUGAAUUGGAACGAGCUCUUUCGAGCCAAUUCGGCCACGACCGCUUUGCUGCGGGAAUAUACGUGCGAGCUUGGCGGUGACUUCCUACAGCUUGCACUGGGUGACGUCAUUAACAAACUGUGGACUGAAUCAGAAGAAUACGAAGUGAACCCGCGGUUCUUGCAACCUCAGGACGAUUUACGUGCCAACCAGCAGCGACUCGAAGUGCUGGCGGAGUACACGUUGGACUGUAUCUUUAAUGCUGUCUCGCUCUUUCCGUACCAAAUUGCAAAGAUCUACCGCGUUAUGGAGUUGGAGAUGGUACGGCUUAUUGAACGCGAUCGACGCAGCAACUUGUCACUACCUAGAUUUAGCAUCAAAGGAGGAAGCAGCAGCGGAUUACGAGUUUCAGACGUUGGCAGUUACAACAACAACUAUACGGAGGGCACAUCGGCGGAAAGUGCUGGGUUCCUCGGAGUACUACCACGGCUCAGCUCUAUUGAGGAAAAUCUGUUUGAGGAGGCGCUUGUGCAGUCAAGUGUCUCGAACGGUACAGUUUCAACAGUGACUGCUGCGAAGGAAGAAUUCUACAUGCACUUGGGCGGUUUAGUAUUUCUGCGGUUUCUGUGCCCCGCACUUGUCGUUCCGCAUAAGAUGAAUUUGACGCCGGAAAAUGCUGCGCCGGAUAAGAGGACGCAGCGUGCGCUUGUGCUGCUGGCAAAGUUGAUGCAGUCGCUGGCAAACAACGUUGAGUACAGCCCAUCUAUCGAAUCGUAUAUGGUGCCAUUUAAUUCUCUCCUUGUACGCAAUCGGCCCAAGCUCACGCAUUUCUAUGAUCAGCUGUGUCUACAAGCGCAAAAUGAUCCUCGCCGAGAGAGUCUUGUUGCGCGCAGCAACGUCGCCCCGCGGUUGUCGCAGAUUUGGGCAAGUCGGAGUAGCAGUAGUUUGGGCAAAGACCCGUCAAUUGUUAAUCUUACGGGAGCGUGCAUUAUGGAGGCGCCCGAGGCUUCCUGUGCUGUUUUGCGCAACUGGAUGAGCUCGCACUUGGAUUACCUGGCGUUGGAGGUCGCUGACAACAAUACAUUUCGACGACAGCAUCAGAUUGUCGUGAGCAACAGAAGCAGCGGUAGCAGCUGCACUAGUUGCACGGGCAUUACUUCGCCAGCGAAGUCAACUCCCGCAAUAAUAACGUCGCCUGUGAAGCCUCGACAUCGCUUUAAGAGGAUGCUUAAGACGUCGAAAACUGCGGCAUAUCCGACUGAGAUCCAAGAGGACGAAGACGGUGGAAGUUCGAGCGAGAUUUUAAGUGUCCCACAGCGACGAAAUCAUGCAAUGCCUGUGUCAAUGGGCGAGCUGGAUAAAAUUAUGGGCUACGCAAGUCAUCGCGACAAUCAGUUGAUGAAGGUGUACUAUGCAAAGCUCUCGCAAAAUGGUCUGCAGCGGCUGCUUCAUGCAAAUGAUGUUGAUUUUGCAGAGUGGACAGCGUACAGGAGCCGUAAUGAUGUUGAGGUGUUACGCAAAACACCUGCUCAUUUCUUGUGUCCAUCUGGGAGAUUUGCGUCCGAAAGAAAUCGUCUUGUGGAGAUGAAAGGAAGUGUUAUUAUUGCUUCGACGCCUAGAAACGUGUUUCAGUAUCUACAAUCGCUUGAUGGCGGAAGUACAGAUAAUGACAACAAGGCAAAGGUUUCGAGGGUGGAGCCUCUGGAUGACUCGAAGGUGGUACUUUACCAUCAGCACUCGAAAUUGUCGCUAUGGCCAGCAUGGCUUGUGAAGCCACGUGACUCUUGCGACCUUCACAGUUUUGUAGAGCGAACAGGAAAGCCGGAUACAUACGCCGUGCUGCAGGAAUCAGUUCCUCGUGCAGAUGUACCUGUGCGCAAGGGGGUUGUGCGUAUGGCGUUUGCAACUGGUGGUUACUUAAUUGAACCUUUUGUAGGAGACGAGGAAGACAUGGGCUUUCAAAUGCACGGCGCGUCUUUAACAAGACUUACAUGCGUCGUACGGGCAGACUUUAAGGGACUGAUGCCGCGGUACUUGGCAGAGAGUAUCGUUUAUGGGCGAAUAUUGGAGAUUGAGGCUAUUCGCUCAAUAGUGGAGUCAAUGCGUCCCGGUACAAAUGCUGAGUGGGUGUAA
This is a messenger RNA of Peronospora matthiolae, 2502 nucleotides long. NCBI's taxonomy places the organism in Eukaryota, Oomycota, Peronosporomycetes, Peronosporales, Peronosporaceae. The record is from the annotation of a GenBank genome assembly.